Molecule: messenger RNA, 994 nt
Organism: Juglans regia (Persian walnut)
Lineage: Eukaryota; Viridiplantae; Streptophyta; Magnoliopsida; Fagales; Juglandaceae
Product: L-type lectin-domain containing receptor kinase IV.1-like
Exons: 2
Coding region: 136-957 (273 amino acids)
Biological process (GO): protein phosphorylation
Cellular component (GO): plasma membrane
Molecular function (GO): protein kinase activity; ATP binding
Source: RefSeq, a predicted model, not a curated record
AUUAUAGUUAGUUUAGCCGUGGGAGCAAUUUCAAGUUUAGUUUAUGUCGUACGAAGGAAGAGGCAGUUUGCAGAUUUGCAAGAAGAUUGGGAGCUUGACUAUGGGGCUCACAGGUUCACAUACAAAGAUCUUUAUAUGGCCACAGGUGGAUUUAGGGAAAAAGAGCUAUUGGGAAGUGGUGGAUUUGGUAGAGUCUAUAGAGGGAUACUACCUACUUCAAAAAUUGAGAUUGCAGUGAAAAGGGUUUCCCAUGAAUCAAGGCAGGGCAUGAGAGAAUUUGUAGCAGAAAUUGUGAGCAUUGGUCGGCUUCGCCACAGGAAUUUAGUUCCGCUAUUGGGCAAUUUCCGGCGCAAGGAAGAGCUGCUUUUGGUGUACGAAUGCAUGCCCAAUGGAAGGCUGGACAAGUACCUAUUUGGCCAACCAAAAGUCACCCUUGGCUGGAGCCAGAGAUUUCGAGCGGUAAAAGGUGUAGCAACGGGGCUGUUUUAUCUAUACGAACAAUGGGAACAAGUAGUUGUUCAUAGAGAUGUUAAGUCAAGUAAUGUCUUGCUCGAUGGUGAGCUGAAUGGUAGAUUAGGAGACUUCGGCCUUGCAAGAUUAUAUGACCAUGGAACAGAUCCUCAUACUACCCAUCUGGCAGGAACUAUCGGGUAUCUUGCGCCAGAAAAUUUUAGAGGCGGCAAGGCCACAACAAGCACUGAUGUGUUUGCUUUCGGGGCCUUUUUGCUUGAGGUUGCUUGUGGAAGAAGACCAAUAGAACAAAAUAGGCCAACAGAGGAUGUGCUUUUGGUUAAUUGGGUAUUUUCUCAUUGGAAACGAGGCGAUAUUCUUGAGGCAAGGGAUCCAAAUUUGGGGGAAGAGUAUGUGGCAGAGGAAGCAGAACUGGUAUUGAAACUUGGGUUGUUAUGCUCUCAUUCGGCACUCGCAGCUAGGCCUAGCAUGCGCCAAAUCGUGUAGUACUUGGAGGGCGAUGUUCCUCCUCGUCCAGAGUUUU